Molecule: messenger RNA, 1233 nt
Organism: Lampris incognitus (smalleye Pacific opah)
Lineage: Eukaryota; Metazoa; Chordata; Actinopteri; Lampriformes; Lampridae
Product: voltage-gated potassium channel subunit beta-3
Exons: 14
Coding region: 1-1233 (410 amino acids)
Biological process (GO): potassium ion transport; regulation of potassium ion transmembrane transport
Cellular component (GO): membrane; cytoplasm; voltage-gated potassium channel complex
Molecular function (GO): transmembrane transporter binding; voltage-gated potassium channel activity; potassium channel regulator activity
Source: RefSeq, a predicted model, not a curated record
AUGCAGGUGUCCUUCGCCUGCACUGAGCACAACCUGAAAAGUCGCAGCGAGGAUCGCCUUUGCGGCCUUCGCACCGCGCCACCUCCAGGAGGAGGCAGCGGAGGUGUAGGGGGCGGACAAGGGAAUAAUGGCAACUACAUCUCCCAAGGCUCAUCCAAGACCAGGGAGGCGCCAGGCUCCCGCCCGACCCCACAGGGCCAUGCACACAUGAAGGAGGCCAUUGGGCGCCAUAGCAGUAUGAAAUACAGGAACCUUGGGAAGUCAGGCCUUCGAGUUUCCUGUUUAGGAUUAGGUACCUGGGUGACAUUUGGAUCACAGAUCUCCGAUGAGAUGGCUGAGAACCUAAUGACCAUCGCAUAUGAGAAUGGAGUGAACCUGUUUGACACAGCAGAAGUGUAUGCCUCUGGCAGAGCUGAAAUCACCCUUGGGAACAUCAUCAAGAAAAAAGGAUGGAGGCGUUCAAGUUAUGUCAUCACUACUAAGAUUUAUUGGGGAGGCCAAGCAGAGACAGAGAGGGGCCUAUCCAGGAAACACAUCAUUGAAGGUUUGAGAGGAUCCUUGUCAAGACUCCAGCUUGAUUAUGUGGACAUCGUUUUUGCCAACAGAAAUGAUGUUAACAGUCCUAUGGAAGAGAUUGUGCGGGCCAUGACGUUUGUAAUUAACCAGGGUAUGGCCAUGUACUGGGGAACCUCACGCUGGAGUGCCAUGGAAAUUAUGGAGGCAUACUCGGUGGCACGUCAGUUCAACCUGAUACCGCCUGUGUGUGAGCAGGCAGAGUAUCACUACUUCCAGAGGGAUAAGGUGGAGGUGCAGCUGCCUGAGCUCUACCACAAGAUAGGUGUUGGCGCAAUGACCUGGUCUCCACUUGCAUGUGGACUAAUCACAGGGAAGUACAGCGAGGGUGUACCUGACUGUUCCAGGGCAGCCAUGAAAGGUUACCAGUGGCUGAAGGAGCGGGUGAACAGUGAGGAGGGCCGCAGGCAGCUGGCUAAAAUUAAGGAGCUCCAUCUGCUGGCUGACAGACUGGGCUGCACCGCCGCACAGCUAGCCAUAGCCUGGUGUCUGCGUAGUGAGGGAGUCAGCUCAGUACUGCUGGGUGUUUCUAACGCUGACCAACUAGUGGAGAACCUCGGCGCCCUUCGGAUUCUCUCCCAAAUGACUCCUCAAACAAUUACGGAGAUUGAUUCCCUGCUGGGAAAUAAGCCACACUCCAAGAAAGAGUCACGGGCCUGA